Molecule: messenger RNA, 2022 nt
Organism: Camellia sinensis
Lineage: Eukaryota; Viridiplantae; Streptophyta; Magnoliopsida; Ericales; Theaceae
Gene: LPA66
Product: Pentatricopeptide repeat (PPR) superfamily protein
Biological process (GO): RNA modification
Molecular function (GO): protein binding; zinc ion binding; RNA binding
Source: RefSeq, a predicted model, not a curated record
GUAAUUUACCCUUUAUGGUAUGGAUUGAACCAUAUCGAGACUCAGUUCUCUCUCUUGAAACCUGUGUUCAACUACUAUGAAUUCAACCAUAUCCAAACCCAACCCAACGCCAACCCCUGCUUGUUCACCACCACACCCAUCAACGUUCUUCCCAGACCUCAAACAAUGCAAAACCAUGCGAGAUUUGAACCAAUUCCACGCCAAAUUCAUCAAAACCGCCCGCAUUCAUAACCCAAUCGCCGCAGCCGAACUCCUCCGCUUCUGCGCUCUCUCCCCCCCUCCCCACCGCAACCUCCGCUACGCCCGCCUCCUCUUCCACCACAUGGACCAACCCAAUUGCUUUUCUUGGAACACCAUCAUCAGAGCACUCUCCGAGAGCAACGACAAUGCAGACGAAGACCCAAUAGAGGCCUUAAUUGUGUUCCGUCAAUUGGUUCAGUGUGAGUUUGUCGAACCCAAUCGCUUCACUUUUCCGUCUGUGCUCAAAGCUUGCGCUCGAACGGGUCGGAUUCGAGAAGGUAAGCAAGUUCAUGGUUUGAUUAUAAAGUAUGGUUUGGAUUUUGAUGAGUUUGUUGUUAGUAAUCUUGUGAGAAUGUAUGUUAUGUGUUGUGUGAUGAUUGAUGCCUAUUUGUUGUUCAAAUCAAGGCAAUUGUGUAGUAAUGUGGUGUUGUGGAAUGUGAUGAUUGGUGGGUAUGUUAGAAUCGGGGAUUUCGAAGCUGCGAGGCGACUGUUUGAUAAAAUGCCUCAAAGAAGUGUGGUGUCUUGGAAUUCAAUGAUUUCUGGGUAUGCACAAAAUGGGUUCUUUAAGGAGGCAAUAGAGCUCUUUCGUGAUAUGCAAAUGGAAGACGUGUCCCCAAAUUAUGUCACUCUGGUUAGUGUUCUUCCGGCAAUAUCACGACUCGGGGCACUUGAAUUGGGUAAGUGGGUACAUUUGUAUGUGGAGAAAAAUAAGAUUGAAAUUGAUGGUGUGCUUGGUUCUGCUUUGAUUGAUUUGUAUUCUAAGUGUGGGAACAUUGAGAAGGCUCUUCAGGUUUUUGAGAGCCUCCCGCAAAGGAAUGUAAUCGCUUGGAAUGCUAUUAUCAGCGGGCUUGCCAUGCACGGUCAAGCAAAGGAUGCACUUGAUCAUUUCUGGAGGAUGAAGCAAGCGAGAGUGACACCAAGCGAUGUGACAUAUAUUGCUUUGUUGAGUGCAUGUAGCCAUGGAGGGUUAGUGCACGAGGGUAGAUUGAUUUUUGAUCACAUGGUUAGGGUAGUUGGCUUAGAACCUAGGAUCGAACAUUAUGGUUGCAUGGUUGAUCUAUUAGGCCGUGCCGGACUUUUAGGAGAGGCCGAAAAACUCAUUUUGGAAAUGCCUAUUGAACCGGAUGAUGUAAUAUUGAAGGCCUUGCUUAGUGCUUGUAAGAUACAUGGAAACAUUGAAAUAGGCAAACGCAUAGCGAGGCUUCUAAUGGAGAUGGCUCCUCAUGAUAGUGGAGCUUAUGUGGCAUUAUCAAAUAUGUAUGCCUCUUUAGGAAAUUGGGAGGCUGUUACUGGGGUGAGGUUGAUGAUGAAGGAGAUGGACAUAAGGAAAGAUCCAGGAUGUAGCUGGAUUGAGCUUGAUGGAAUUAUUUAUGAGUUUCUUGUGGAAGAUGAUUCCCAUCCAAAAGCAAAAGAGAUCCAUUUGAUGUUGGAAGAGAUGUCAGGACAAUUGCGUUUGCUUGGUUAUAGACCAGACACUUCGCAAGUCUUACUUAACAUGGAAGAUGAAGAGAAGGAAAGCACCUUGAUCUAUCAUAGUGAGAAAAUCGCAAUUGCCUUUGGAUUAAUUAGUACGGCCCCCCAAACACCACUUUGGGUGGUUAAAAACCUACGAAUAUGUGAUGACUGUCACUCCUCAAUAAAGCUUAUUUCUAAGAUUUAUAACCGAAAAAUAACCAUAAGGGACCGAAAACGCUUUCAUCAUUUUGAGAAUGGAUCGUGCUCGUGCAUGGACUACUGGUAAUAUCUUAAUGGUAGGUCUGCAAUUGAAUUUUAUCUUGCUUU